AUGGUCCUGGUGCACGUCGGCUACCUGGUGCUGCCCGUCUUCGGCUCCGUGCGCAACAGAGGUGCUCCUUUUCAAAGGUCUCAGCAUCCCCAUGCUACCUCCUGCCGGCACUUCCACCUGGGUCCCCAGCCUCAGCUCUCCGCCGACUUCACCCUGCCUCACGCGGUGCAGCCCCAGCCGGGGCUGACCCCCCACAUGGCCCCUGCGCACCAGCACAGCGGCCCCCUGCACCAGCCCCUGGCGCCGGUGCCAGCCCUGCCCUUCCAGGACGUGGCCGGACCCUCCUUCCUACCUCAGGCGCUACACCAGCAAUACCUCCUCCAGCAGCAGCUCCUCGAGGCACAGCACCGCCGGCUCAUGCCCCAUCCCAGGCGGGCUCAAGAGCGCAUGUCUGUUCAGCCUCACCGUCUGCACCCCAGCUUUGACUUCAGCCACCAAUUGCAAACUCCACAACCCAUGGGGCCCCAGCCCAGGUAUUUAGCCGAAGGCACGGACUGGGACCUCAGUGUCGAUGCAGGACUGACUCACGCCCAGUUCCAGGUCCGGCCGGUCCCUCAGCCCUAUCAGCAUUACUUAGCUACACCUCGGAUGCACCAUUUCCCCAGAAGCACAUCCUCGACACAGAUGGUUGUUCACGAAAUCAGAAAUUACCCUUAUCCUCAGCUUCAGUUACUUGCUCUUCAGGGGCUGAACCCAAGCAGGCACACGUCCGCUGUGCGAGAGAGCUAUGAAGAGCUGCUGCAGCUGGAGGACAGGCUGGGCAGCGUGAGCCGGGGCGCCGUCCAGAACACCAUCGAGAGGUUCACUUUCCCCCACAAGUACAAGAAGAGAAGACCUCAGGAGGGCAAAGCGGAGCAAGAUGAUGGAGAGGAGUCAGACACCGACGAGAAAUGCACAAUCUGUCUGUCCAUGCUUGAAGAUGGAGAAGACGUCAGGCGGUUGCCCUGUAUGCAUCUCUUCCACCAAGUGUGCGUGGACCAGUGGCUGGCCACCAGCAAGAAGUGCCCGAUCUGCAGGGUGGACAUUGAAACACAGCUCGGCUCGGACAGCUGA
Gymnogyps californianus (California condor) is the source of this 1053-nucleotide messenger RNA. It is a transcript of the gene ARK2C, whose product is annotated as arkadia (RNF111) C-terminal like ring finger ubiquitin ligase 2C. The transcript is spliced from 8 exons. The coding region runs from base 1 to 1053 and encodes 350 amino acids. Lineage: Eukaryota; Metazoa; Chordata; Aves; Accipitriformes; Cathartidae. Gene Ontology annotation, molecular function: ubiquitin protein ligase activity; zinc ion binding. Gene Ontology annotation, biological process: positive regulation of BMP signaling pathway; motor neuron axon guidance. The record is from RefSeq and is a predicted model, not a curated record.